Arachis stenosperma is the source of this 312-nucleotide messenger RNA. RefSeq lists its product as uncharacterized. NCBI's taxonomy places the organism in Eukaryota, Viridiplantae, Streptophyta, Magnoliopsida, Fabales, Fabaceae. The record is from RefSeq and is a predicted model, not a curated record. Bases 1 to 312 code for a protein of 103 amino acids. The transcript has a single exon.
AUGGCUUUCAUUAUUUCCAGAGGUGAAUCUACUUUCUCAGAGACUGAGAAAUCAAGUCUUGAAGAACACCUAGAGGGCAAGGACUCUGCAAUAGUGGACAAAAUCUCAUCCGAGCUCCAGUUGAAGUCAUCUUUGUCAUCCAAGGCCUCAUCUCAAAGCCUGAGCAAACAAGCUGUUCUUCAGCGCAUCCGUCAGCGAAAGCUGCUUAACAAAAUCAAAAGCACUGUUGAAGGUUUUACCAGCAGCUCCGAAGGCAACACGGCCACGGAGCAGAGGUGGCUCCAGCAAGAAGACUCUUUCUCUGCACCUUGA